Messenger RNA from Phyllostomus discolor (pale spear-nosed bat), 4661 nucleotides. It is a transcript of the gene AOPEP, whose product is annotated as aminopeptidase O (putative). The coding region runs from base 1476 to 3695 and encodes 739 amino acids. The transcript has 14 exons. The record is from RefSeq and is a predicted model, not a curated record. Gene Ontology annotation, cellular component: nucleolus. Lineage: Eukaryota; Metazoa; Chordata; Mammalia; Chiroptera; Phyllostomidae. Gene Ontology annotation, molecular function: metalloaminopeptidase activity; zinc ion binding.
UGUUUUCUCAAUUACUGUAACAUCCCUGGUCACUUCUAACCCUCAGGGAGAUGAAGUGAUUUAUUCUGGUGAAUUUGGGAAGAAGAAACUGGGUGUGCUCUGCUCAGCUCAUCUCCUCCAUUUUGCUUUUGGACAUCAAUCCUGACCGCAGAGAGCUGUUUUCUUUACUUCUCUAGACCCUGUCUUACAAAACUGCCUUUCCAGGAGCUUUGACCUGAGCCAGCAUUGCCCAUGGCCAUAUGGGUAAAUCUGUCAAAUUUGGAGAUUUGGUUUUUAGGCAACUUGGGCCCCCAUGCUAAACCAUAUUCUUCAGUUUAGCCUUCAUCAGUAAAAAUGGUGAUGUUUUGGUCUCCCUUUGCCUUAUCCUCUUCUCAUUUCUCAGUAUGUUUAGAAUUUGGAUGGACAAGAAGAGUGCUAUUUAUUUGGCCCUUUCAUACCCCAAAAGCUAGGAUUCAAGGGGAAGGGGACUAACUUUGCUGAAAAGGGUUAUUGUUUGCUUGAAUUAAAAGAAGGCAGUAGUUGUGAAGAGCUAGUGAUCUUUGAGGUAUGAUGGAGCUUCAGAGAUUCAAAAUUAUCUAAGUAAAUUAGGAGAUAAAAUAAUUAUCUGCAAAUGAUCCAGGAGAGAUGGAAUUGGAAACUUAAAAGAAGAAAAGAUUUAGAAUUGGAACUAUGGGGAGUGUACUCAAGAACCAUCUGAAGAGGACCAAAGGAUUGCCAGUUAGGAUGACAGACAAGAUGAUGUUAACAGGCUUGGAUGGAUAGAGCUCAAAGAUAGCCUUACUCUUUGCCACCAGGGACAGAGUGGUGAAAAUUGCUCUAUAGAAUAUAUUUUGUUCUUGUUCUAUUAAUUUUCAGAAGUAAAUGAAGGAGUCUGUUAGGGUUGGAAUAGUUACAUCAAUACUGUUAAAAAUGAUAAACUAUACUUCCUUGAAUAUGGUAGUUUAGACAGCCACUAAGUUAACCCUUAUUUCAGUUGAUUCAGAUUUUUCUUUUUUGUGUGUGUAUGUGUUCGGGAUUUUUUUUUAUUAACCUAUUUUUUAAAGAGCCUAAUCAAUGAAAUACUACAUGGUAGCAACCUCAAAUACCAGCAGGAUAAAUUUUUAACAUCUGUUGUUUUUCAUUACACAGAGAGAGUCAAUGGCUUUAUUGAAGGGUAUUAUUAUUUAUGUGAUGAGUUUAGUCGCUUUCAUGAAGAAAAGAAAAUACGCUGGAUUAUUUCUUUUGUCUAUUGACUUUUCUAGGACCAAGGGAAGUACCAGCCUCUCCAUGAAGUAAUCUCAAACUAUUCUUUGGAUGCCUGAUUUCUCUCAAUUUCUACUACCCUUAAAAGUCAAAAUGGGACUGAAAGUUGUGGAACCAUAAUUCUUGACAUCAAAGUUGGGUGUUUUUUGUAGGCAGUCAUUAUGAUUCCAGAUGAUUAAGGCAGAUAGGAAGGCCCUUCUGAGAGUUUAACAAAGCUCUCAACAACCUAUACCAUGGACAUAAAACUGGAGCUGCCUCAGGAUGACCUGCCUCUCAUGGCCAACACCAGCCACAUACUUGUGAAGCACUAUGUACUGGACUUAGAUGUGGAUUUCAAAAGUCAAAUCAUUGAGGGUACCUUAGUGCUUUUCUUUCAGCCUGGAAACAGAUACAGGAAAAAGAGUAGUUCCACUGAGGAAACCUGCCGAUCAGAGUCAAAUGAAGCCUGCAAAUUUAGGAUGCCGGAACCUUGCCAUGUACCUGUGCCAAAUACAAGGACCUUCUCAUCUAAAAUGAGAUACAAUGAUUUUGCAAUCUGUGGUAAAGGUGAAGAAAAGACUUCUGGUAAAGAUGGUAACCAUGACAACAGGGGACAGGCUUCUGGGAUUUCUAGCUCAAAGUACUGCUGUGACACAGGGAUUCAUGGGAGUGAGGAUUUUUUGCUAGUGUUGGACUGCUGUGAUUUAUCUGUGUUAAAGGUUGAGGAGGUGGAUGUUGCUGCUGUGCCAGGUAUUGAAAAAUUUACAAGGUCUCCCAAGCUCAGGGUUGUUUCUGAGCUCAGGAAUCAGAUUGUACAUGAACUUGUGACUCUGCCUGCAGAUCGUUGGAGGGAGCAGUUAGACUAUUAUGCUUGCUGCAGCCAGGCUCCUGGCUGUGGGGAACUCCUGUUUGACAUUGACAGUUGGAGCUUACAGAUCAGGAAGACAGGGGCUCAAACAGCUACUGACUUUCCUCACGCCAUAAGGAUAUGGUACAGAACCAAACCCCAGGGGAGAUCAGUUACAUGGACCUCAGACCAGAGUGGCAGACCAUGUGUUUAUACUAUGGGAUCUCCCAUAAACAACAGGGCCCUUUUCCCAUGCCAGGAGCCACCCGUUGCCAUGUCAACAUGGCAGGCCACAGUCCGAGCAGCUGCGUCUUUUGUUGUUUUAAUGAGUGGAGAAAAUUCUGCCAAGCCAACACAGCUUCGGGAAGGGAGCUUGAGCUGGCAUUACUAUGUAACCAUGCCAAUGCCAGCCUCCACCUUUACAAUUGCAGUGGGAUCCUGGACAGAAAUGAAGCCAGAGACCUGCUCAUCAAAUGAUCUGGCAGCAGAGAUAUCCUUCUCAACUUCCGAGGCUGACUUCAGGUAUGCUGGCAUUUGUGGCCAUGUGGAAUACCCCUGCCGCUUCCAGGAUACUUCUGCCACCACCCAGGAGGUCAUUCCUCAUCGGGUCUUUGCCCCAGUGUGCCUCAAAGGUGCCUGCCAACAGACCCUCCUGCAGCUGCUCUCUCCGUGCCUCUCAGCAGCACACUCUGUCCUGGGAACACAUCCCUUCCCCAGGCUGGAUGUACUCAUCGUUCCUGCCAACUUUCCAAGUCUGGGGAUGGCCAGCCCACACAUUGUCUUCCUGUCUCAGAGUACUUUGACCGGAGGGAGCCAUCUUUGUGGGAUCCGUCUCUGCCACGAAAUUGCGCAUGCCUGGUUUGGCCUAGCCAUCGGGGCCCGUGAUUGGACGGAAGAGUGGCUGAGUGAAGGGUUUGCCACUCACUUGGAAGAUGUAUUCUGGGCCAAAGCACAGAAGCUGGCCCCCCAUGAGGCCCAGGAACAGCAGGAGCUGCGGGCUUGCCUGCGCUGGCGUCGCCUGCAAGACGAGUUGCAGAACUCCCCAGAGGAGAUGCAGGUGUUGAGACCCAAUAAAGAGAAAACUGGCCAUAUGAGUGACUCAGGAUCAUCUGUCAUCAAACAUGGGCUCAACUCAGAGAAGGUCUUCAUGCAGGUUCAUUAUUUAAAGGGCUAUUUCCUUCUCCGAUUUCUUGCUGGAAGACUUGGAGAUAACACCUAUUUUUCAUUUUUAAGAAAAUUUGUUCACACAUGUCAUGGGCAGUUGAUUCUUUCCCAGGAUUUCCUUCAAAUGUUGUUGGAGAACAUCCCAGAAGAAAAAAGGCUUGAUCUGUCUGUCGAAAGCAUCUCCCGAGACUGGCUUGAGAGUUCUGGGCUACCACAGCCGCUGCAGACGGACCUCCAGGCCGGGGCGGAGUGCAGGCUUGUGCGGCAAGUGGACGCAGAGGUGGCGAAAUGGAAUCAACUGAACCGGAGACCCCGAAAACGGAAACGAAGGGGGACCGAAGAAGUGUUUGAAAAGAUGAGAAGAGCUGAAAACCCACGUCAGUGUAAUCAGCCAGCAUGUGUUCUUGAAUUUGUUACGUGUAAGGCCCUAUGUAAGAAGUUGCUGAAAUAUACCAAAGAAUAGGAGAUGUCAUUUGUGGCCAUGGGAGAUAAAACAUACAACAUAUAAGAGACCAUUUACAAAAAAGCAUCAUGUGACAAAUCCAAACCAUUGUGGCUCAAACUAAGGACUUGCGUAUGUGAUACAUUUUACCUGAGGCUACCCCGGCCUGGAGUUUCCAUGCCUGGGCCUUGUUUUGAUAAAACAAUCCUUUAAGCAUGCAAGCUGGAAGUUAUGGUGGGAAAUUAGGUAAUUGAAUCAACUGAAUCAAUUUUAAUGCUUUUACCUGAUUUGUAAGUAUAGAUAGGGGUUUGAUUGAUGUACAUAUAAAUAGUGUUAGUAUCUUUAUUUCAAUAUGUGAUUUAAAAAAAUAAAUUCAUCCAUGUUUUGAAAGUAAAACUGGAACCCAUCAUAGAAAUUCUGCUUAUACUUAUGAAUCACAAUGAUUUGGAAAUCCAAGACUAGAAAUAUAAUAUUCUGUAAUUCUGUAUAUAACACAUUCCUUAUUAAAUUCUGUAUUGAUUUAAACAAUUUAUAUACUAAUUUUAUUGCAUAUUCACAACAUACAAAACCCUCAGUAAAAGUGUAGAGAGUGCAUAUGUGAAUGGAACACAAAGAGUUUACAGUUGAGAAGUAAAAAACUAUAAAGAAUAGAAGACAAUAUUGAAUCAAAUCUCUAUCAGAGGUACAAUAGGUAUGUACACAGAGCAAUGUGUAUCUCUUGGAAACUGAAAGGAAGUCAUAUCACUUUUGACUAUUUAAUUGUCUACAAGCCUUGUCCAGGCUGAUAGGACACAAAUGUUUGUUGUAGGUCAUUCAACUUUUGUUGUUUUGUAGAAUUGAGGAGGCUGUGAUUUCUGCUUUUAAAAUUCAGAUUGAUUUUGUGAGAACAUAACUGAAACUGUGAAAUUAGUGUUUCUCUUCAACUUACUAAUCAGUGCUAUAGCAAAUUUUUAGGCUUCUUCUGAACUUGGACACAUAAAUUUUCAG